GCAACAUCAACAAAGAAGUAAAACACUAUAUACAACUGACUUCUUUCAAAAUGGUGCAUAAAACAACAAAGUGUGGAGUUCACUCAGGGAAUACCCUGCGUGCGUCACACAGCAAAUACACCAAGACGUAUAGAAAGCAGUCCUGUCUUGUAAGAAAAGUUAAGAAUUCCACUAACCUUCGACUUCUGCAGGACUUUGGUAUUGCUACAGAUGAUGUGGCCUAUUCCCUCAGUAAAAAAGGCCGCUGGGUCCUGCCUACAGUCCUCAAAGAACACAUACUCCUCGGGGGAUUCAGCGAGGAAGGGCCUAAUGUUCAACUCACCGAAAAACACAAACUACGAAAAACAGCCAACUGCCUGGGAUUUUAUGCUUCUAAAGGACCAACCAGAAAAGCUGUACCAUCUAAAAAGCGGUAUUUCAAUGUUUCAAGUGUGAAGAAAGAACCCCAGUUGCCUAGUAAGGAAAAAGAGGAAGUAACAGAAGAUAAGGCAGUCAAUGAAUGUUUGGAACCCGAAAUAAAUGUUGAAAUUUUCCUACCAACUCCGAUCACAAGCUCUCUCACUCACAACCAAAAAUACAUCAGACCGCUUCACGAUACCGAUGUACAACUCAAUACAAAGAAACAGAAAAGAAAACGGAGACAUCGUAUGCAAUUAAAGUUUGACGUGGUAGAUAGCUAUGAAGAUGAUAUUUGGAAAGAGGAAGAAGAGAUUGAUAGUUACGAUGAUGAACUCUUUCAACCCGAGUAUCAGCGACCACAGAGUUUCUUUACAGCAACUGAUGUUCUCAAAUCAGCACAAAAAACCAAACAGAUCUUUGAGAAGUCGACAAAGAAAAUGAACCAUAAACAUAGCGAAGAUGAGAGAAACAAAAAAGGCAAUCUUGUGUAUGUCGACGAACCUUAUCCCACAUCACAGCUCAAGGAAACAAUAGAAAACAAAACAAAUAUACCAGACCCUGGUCAGCUUAGAUCCCAGCGAGUAAUGCUUCCAAGAAAAGUUAUUUUGCCCACGGAAGAGACAAGGCCAGAGUUUUUGAAAUUUAUUUACGGUAAAGGGUAUAUGGAAUGCAAAACAUUUCCUCGCACUUUCAUGAUUGACAUAACGGAUGAGGUGAAAUCUGUAAUGAAACAGAAUGCAAGAAUGAUGUAUAAAGCUUUCUGCAUGGACUUGACCACUGUCCUGAUUUUUACUUACGAUAUUUACACAGCUUCCUCGGACGGAGAAGAGGUAUUCGAUGUUUUCAUAAAUCUAAAUAUUGACUCAGAAGUAAUAGAGUUAGCAACUCUUUUCGAUUUCUACACUGGAUCAAUGGAGUCUGUAAUUGGCCAGGCGGUGUCUCAAGUAAAAUCUUACUCGGAAGAGCAAUUUGCAAAGCUAAAGCACUAUCCCAAAGGAAACAGCGAAAUAGCAUUUGAUGCCUUAAAUGCAGGCACGGCCCGAAGUAACAUAUCCACGCUAACAGAAGAAGAUGUUUUCACUGAAACUGUGCUGAAUAACAGAGAUAGAAAUGAAUCCAGCGAACAGUUAGGUCUGGGAUUUGAAGCUCUUCCACCAGAAAUAUGUUACAUCUGCUUUGAGGCAAUGAACGAGAACAGACCAGGAAUCGCGAUGGAGUGCUGCGGCCAUUGGUUUUGUAGAAGUUGCUGGAGAGAACAUCUAAAGCAACAAAAUUUCUCCAAGCUUCUGUGCCCCGAAUUUGAUUGUGAAAAAGAAGUGGACUUCACACUGAUUUUACAAGUUUUGAACAUUACCGAUGUUCGAAAAUAUCUGAUUCGGCAGAAGGAAACUUUAGUACAGAGUCAGUGCAAAUACUGUCCGAACGAAAAAUGUGGUCGUGUCCUCUCACCAUCUUUAACAUCAAGUAAACAAUACAACGCCAUCUGUGAGUGUGGGACAAAGUUUUGCCCUGCUUGCUUCAAAUUUCCCCAUUGGCCUGCCCCGUGUGAAAUAUCACUGGAAUAUUGGAAUUUAUUGAAAGAAAAGGGAGUUGAUGUAAAAUUUAAUACUGAAGACUUUUCAUCCGCGGAGGUCAAGGUGCGCGGAAAGAAUUGUCCUAAAUGUCAUCAAUUUAUAGAGAAACAGGGCGGGUGCUACAGUAUGACGUGUGUCUGUGGCACUAACUUCUGCUGGGGGUGUCGUGGAAUUUACGGAGUAAAUCACAAAGAAAGUGACCUCUGUUCUCAGUGGAAACACGGCGACCUUUUCCGCACUACGAAAAAACGCAUCGCUACAGAUCCAUUGCUUUCACUGAAAAUGAAAACGGAACCGGAACUCAUUCAAUUUGCUGUCAAUCAACGCGCAGAAAGAGCAAACUCCAAGACUUUACUCAUGAAAAGAAAGACUCAUUAUUUGUGUUUAAGAAUCCGGACUCUGGGAUGGAAAUCCUUUGCUAAAGCUGCAGGCUUACUGGAGAGAUACCAGUCAAAUGAGACGAAUAUUUUAUCUAAAUUCAAAGAUUUCCUGCGAGAUAUGAUCAAGCUUUAUCUGGAAAUGCGACAUCUUGCCGAAUACACCGCUGUGUUUGCAAAACAACAGAAUUUAAGGUCACAGAAAAGUUUAAACUAUGUUACUGAGCGUAUGGAUGAAUUAGCGUCCCAAAUUUACGUAGAAUUCCAGAGGGAUGUCAGCGCAGACCUGACGUGUUUUAUAGAUCGAAUGCUGUAUAUCAAAAAGCAUUGCAUGCAUACUGUCUCUGGACUUGUCAAAAUUAUUGAUGAAAAGAAUUUAAGUUAAUUUUUCAUUGAAAGAAAUAUU
Molecule: messenger RNA, 2756 nt
Organism: Saccostrea echinata
Lineage: Eukaryota; Metazoa; Mollusca; Bivalvia; Ostreida; Ostreidae
Exons: 2
Coding region: 51-2735 (894 amino acids)
Biological process (GO): regulation of mitochondrion organization; ubiquitin-dependent protein catabolic process; regulation of cellular response to oxidative stress
Cellular component (GO): ubiquitin ligase complex; cytoplasm; endoplasmic reticulum
Molecular function (GO): ubiquitin conjugating enzyme binding; ubiquitin protein ligase activity; zinc ion binding
Source: RefSeq, a predicted model, not a curated record